Messenger RNA from Acytostelium subglobosum LB1, 2466 nucleotides. RefSeq lists its product as hypothetical. The transcript is spliced from 3 exons. The record is from RefSeq and is a predicted model, not a curated record. Lineage: Eukaryota; Evosea; Eumycetozoa; Acytosteliales; Acytosteliaceae. Bases 1 to 2466 code for a protein of 821 amino acids.
AUGGUGUUGACCAACGUCAAUGAAUACUUGGCUGGUGGUUGCGGCUCAGACGAUGAGCUCAACACCAGUGAUGAGGACGCCUCGGCGAGUCUCUCGUCCAGCAUGUCAUCGCCCGACAUGGACGCCGCCGUCGCCAUCAUUGAUUGCCAGCCACAAAUGUUCCUCAACCCCCACCACUUCCCGACCAGCAUCGCAAACUCCUUUGUCUACAUUGACCCAACUCAAACUCAAACUCCAACCCAAACCCAGCUUCACCCGCUGCCCAUCUACCAUCAGUAUCCCUACAUUAUGGGCAGUGCCACCGCCUCCAGCCUCCAGCAGCAGCUCCAGAGACCUGUUGUUGCUGAGUCCAUGUCCUACAUCCCGACCACCCCAACUGCCACCCCUUGCUUCCUCACCUCCCAGCUCGAAGCACACUCCUCCCCAAUGUCUUCGGCGAUCUCCUCCUCAUCGCCAAUCCAGACCUAUGUCCAGUCUCCACCCCCAUCAUCGCCCAGAGAGCCAGUCGUGGUGGAGACCACAGCGGCCGUCUCUAAGAAGACCGCCGCCACCCCCACCGCCUCAUCAAAGAAGCGCAAGCAUGGCACAGACUCCAAGUCGUUGGAUGUGAGCCAAACCCAAACCUCGCGCCAAGCCAUUCCCAUCCCCACUUUGGCCAUCCCCACAAUCCCAUCAGUGGUCCCAUCAACGCCACGUGCCAACUCAUCAAUCUCGAUCGUGGACAAUCAGAUCUUGUUGCAGGUGACCGACUUCUUCCACCAGCUCCAGUCCAACAGGACAUUGCCACUGUUUGUCCAGAUGUCCGAUGUGCAAAGGACACACUACUAUGAUGAGGUGCGUGCCGGCAUCCCAAAGACCUCGCCCAGCCAGGCUGAGAGCCAUCGCAUCACCUUGCGCGCACUCUACCUCAUCCUUAUGGACUGUGUCAAUCAUCCAUUCUUGUUGCAGAACUCCAACAAGCAGGAGCAGCUCACUGCUGAUCAACUGCUCCAAUGUUCUGGCAAGCUCAUCGUGCUUUCCACCAUCAUCGAGACCAUGCACGCCACCCUCAGGUCCAACACCACCAACCAUUCCAUCAAGCCCCAACGACUGUUCGUCCUCUCCUCCUCCCAGUCCAUGCUCAACCUCCUCGAGACUUAUUUCAAACUAAGCUCAAUCAAAUUCACCAAGCCAGGCAAUGAUCAAACUGCCACCAACGAAAUAUCCAAAGAGGUCGAAUGUAAGGAAGAGACCGCCGCCACACCUUUGGUGAUCUUGUCCACAUUCCUUGAGUCAUCCAUCUAUGUUCCAUUCACCGCCAAUGAUAUAGUCGUUGAUGAUCAAGCUGCUGCAGACGACAUGGUAGUGUCACUACCAUCCGCCAACUAUGAUCCACGUGCCAUAUGCCCCACCAUCAUACUCAUUGCUGAGGACUCGGUUGAGGAGUGGGCCUACCUCCAAGACCAAGAGUCCAUCGAGGCAAAGAACAAGUCCACCUCCACCACCCCAAGCGGUGCCAAGAGAGAGGGCAUGUUCGAGAUGAUGAAGUUCUGCCUACUCAAGCUGUCACAGUCAAGGAAUGGCACACCUCGAGUGCCAUGCACGCCACCAACACCACACGAGUCUUACAGCUCACCCUUGAUCUCAUCGCCAAGCACAUCCUCGUCGCCACUUCUAAUGGGCGCGAGCGCCUCGCCAACCCCGCUCCCACCCCUCUCGCUAUCCAACCCAGGCAUGCUCACGCUCUACUCCCAGAUCCACAAGGACCAGCCGUCCGACUACAACCCAUGGAAGAGCAACUCCAGGAUCAACCUAGUGCCCUCGUCUUUGUCGUCGCCAGAGCUCGGCAGCUCGUUGGACGGUUCGUCCAAGGGCGCGCCCGAGAAGAAGAGAAGGACGUCAAAGAGACAGAAGAAUCUUGGCGAGCGUAUAUGCUUUGUGUGCAAGAAGGAUGAGGAUAAGAAUGGACGAACAUCAAUCGUGCAGUGCCGUUCGUGUCCAGUCAUAUACCAUCGCUCCUGCGCUCAGCUCUCCCACACGCCACGCAGCUGGAAGUGUCCCAGACAUUCGUGCUGUAAGUGCAGGAAGACCCCCAACGAGGCAGGCGGCAGCUUCUUCAUUUGCCAAGAGUGUCCAUCAUCCUACUGCAUCACAUGUCUGCCCAACGACAUCACCAUCCUCAAGAACGACGUCGCCGCGCAUCACGAUCAUACCGUUGUGUCCACGCCCCGUCAACUCCAGUCCUCCGCCUCGUCUUCAACCUUGUCUCCCAGAAGUGUUGCUGAUGGUCCAUCCGAUGAUGUACCAGCAGUGACCACUCCCAACACCAAGAAGCCAACAAAGACGCCAAGGCCAACAGUAAGCAUACUAUGUGGCAAGUGUACGCCACUUGCUGCUGCUGCUGCUGCCGCCGCUGCCGCCUCCACAUCCAAGGAUUCACCAGUCGAGUGUCCAUCCUUGUCAUGCCCUGAACUCGCUGAUGUGUGA